UACCCUAGUGGGUGAAGAGAAAUAAAAAUUAGCAUGUUUAUCCCACUUUUAAAUUCGUUUAAUGAGAACUCAUUUACCCUCUUCCAAUUUAAAUUCGUAAUGACACCAUAACCUUUCGGAGCUGAUUAUUAACCACGUCUUCCCAGAUCUUUCUGCUAAAGAGGCUUUCCCUCCAAGUGCUCCUGAGCCCUCUUGGAACUUGACAAUUUGUCAGGCAGUCAACAACAUCUGGUGAUCCCACAUUGCUGCAAGACCGGGUGCGGAAUCAAGUCCCCUCUCUUUGGUGGCGACUUCAGUUCCAUUCAUUUCCCUUCCAGACGUUUGCUGUUUCACUUCCUGAUGACCCUUGCCUGUGUCCCAUCUCCCACCCGGGCGCAGACAGGGACUCACGAGUUCUCUGCUCUCUCUUCCUGUCUCCAGGGGUCGCUGAACUAACUUCCAAGCUGGUGUGCGGGGUGGCAGAGCAGUGGCCGCCCAGGACCUGGAGUCACCAUGGCGGCCGGAGUCGCAGCCUGGCUGCCCUUCGCGCGGGCUGCGGCCAUCGGGUGGAUGCCGGUGGCCAACUGCCCCAUGCCCCUAGCCCCGGCCGACAAGAACAAGCGGCAAGAUGAACUGAUCGUCCUCAAUGUGAGCGGGCGGAGGUUCCAGACGUGGCGGACCACGCUGGAGCGCUACCCGGACACACUGCUGGGCAGCACGGAGAAGGAGUUCUUCUUCAACGAGGACACCAAGGAGUACUUCUUCGACCGGGACCCGGAAGUGUUCCGCUGCGUCCUCAACUUCUACCGCACUGGCAAACUGCACUACCCGCGCUACGAGUGCAUCUCCGCCUACGACGACGAGCUGGCUUUCUACGGCAUUCUGCCGGAGAUCAUCGGUGACUGCUGCUACGAGGAGUACAAGGACCGCAAGAGGGAGAACGCCGAGCGGCUCAUGGACGACAACGACUCGGAGAACAACCAGGAGUCCAUGCCCUCGCUCAGCUUCCGCCAGACCAUGUGGCGGGCCUUCGAGAACCCGCACACCAGCACGCUGGCCUUGGUCUUCUACUACGUGACUGGCUUCUUCAUCGCCGUCUCGGUCAUCACCAACGUGGUGGAGACGGUGCCGUGCGGCACGGUGCCCGGGAGCAAGGAGCUGCCGUGUGGCGAGCGCUACUCGGUGGCCUUCUUUUGCCUGGACACAGCCUGCGUCAUGAUCUUCACGGUGGAGUACCUCCUCCGGCUUUUCGCGGCGCCCAGCCGCUACCGCUUCAUCCGCAGCGUGAUGAGUAUCAUCGACGUUGUGGCCAUCAUGCCCUAUUACAUCGGCCUGGUCAUGACCAACAACGAGGACGUGUCGGGCGCCUUCGUCACGCUCCGGGUCUUCCGCGUCUUCAGGAUCUUCAAGUUCUCGCGCCACUCCCAGGGCCUGCGGAUCCUGGGCUACACCCUGAAGAGCUGUGCCUCGGAGCUCGGCUUCCUCCUCUUCUCCCUCACCAUGGCCAUCAUCAUCUUUGCCACUGUGAUGUUUUACGCCGAGAAGGGCUCCUCCGCCAGCAAGUUCACAAGCAUCCCCGCCUCGUUUUGGUACACCAUCGUCACCAUGACAACACUGGGGGUCCCCUCUCCAGUUGAGAUCGCCGAAAUAUAUUUAUG
Molecule: messenger RNA, 1637 nt
Organism: Odocoileus virginianus texanus
Lineage: Eukaryota; Metazoa; Chordata; Mammalia; Artiodactyla; Cervidae
Source: RefSeq, a predicted model, not a curated record